Molecule: messenger RNA, 894 nt
Organism: Candidozyma duobushaemuli
Lineage: Eukaryota; Fungi; Ascomycota; Pichiomycetes; Serinales; Metschnikowiaceae
Gene: CDC28
Product: cyclin-dependent serine/threonine-protein kinase
Exons: 1
Coding region: 1-894 (297 amino acids)
Biological process (GO): signal transduction; G1/S transition of mitotic cell cycle; regulation of G2/M transition of mitotic cell cycle
Cellular component (GO): cytoplasm; cyclin-dependent protein kinase holoenzyme complex; nucleus
Molecular function (GO): cyclin-dependent protein serine/threonine kinase activity; ATP binding; cyclin binding
Source: RefSeq, a predicted model, not a curated record
AUGCUAGGAACAUAUGGUGUGGUUUACAAAGCCUUGGAUACCCGCCACAACAACCGUGUGGUAGCCUUGAAGAAGAUCAGAUUGGAGUCUGAGGAUGAAGGUGUGCCUUCUACAGCUAUCAGAGAGAUUUCGUUGCUCAAGGAGAUGAGAGAUGACAAUAUCGUGCGUCUUUACGACAUCAUCCACUCCGACUCACACAAGCUCUACUUGGUUUUUGAGUUUUUGGACUUAGAUUUGAAGAAGUAUAUGGAGCUGAUUCCCCAGGGAGCAGGCUUGGAGCCUUCCAUGGUCAAGAGGUUUAUGCACCAGUUGAUCAAAGGUAUCAAGCACUGCCAUUCACACCGUGUUUUGCACCGAGACUUGAAGCCUCAAAACUUGCUUAUUGACAAGGACGGUAACUUGAAGCUCGCUGACUUUGGUUUGGCUCGUGCUUUCGGUGUGCCCUUGCGUGCUUACACCCACGAGGUGGUGACGCUUUGGUACAGGGCCCCGGAGAUUCUUUUGGGUGGUAAACAGUAUUCGACUGGUGUGGAUAUGUGGUCUGUCGGAUGUAUCUUUGCCGAGAUGUGCAACAGAAAACCGCUUUUCCCUGGUGACUCCGAGAUUGAUGAGAUUUUCCGUAUUUUCAGAAUUUUGGGUACGCCCAACGAGGAGGUGUGGCCAGACGUGACGUACUUGCCGGACUUCAAAACAACAUGGCCAAAGUGGGAACGUAGUGACUUGGGCCCGCACAUUCCUUCGUUGGAUAGGGACGGUGUCGACUUGCUUGAGCAAAUGUUGAACUACGACCCCAGCAACAGAAUCAGCGCCAAGAGGGCGUUGGUGCACCCUUACUUCCAGGAAGACAAUGACGAAGCCUACGACAGCUAUCCUCGCUCAGUGAACAUGGGCUAA